Messenger RNA from Anarrhichthys ocellatus (wolf-eel), 1754 nucleotides. It is a transcript of the gene samm50, whose product is annotated as SAMM50 sorting and assembly machinery component. Gene Ontology annotation, cellular component: outer membrane. The coding region runs from base 131 to 1549 and encodes 472 amino acids. NCBI's taxonomy places the organism in Eukaryota, Metazoa, Chordata, Actinopteri, Perciformes, Anarhichadidae. The transcript is spliced from 15 exons. Gene Ontology annotation, biological process: protein insertion into mitochondrial outer membrane; mitochondrial respiratory chain complex assembly. The record is from RefSeq and is a predicted model, not a curated record.
CAGGAAGUGACAUGGCCGCCUCCUUCAACGGAGCCUCGUCGACUUUCCUCCGGUAACUUGUAGGUUAAAUUUGUCGGUCUUUUAACGCUUCGUCCGUAUUUUACCGGGACCGCGCCCUGCGGAGCUCAGCAUGGGCACCGUCCACGCCAGGAGCCUGGACCCUCUGCCCAUGCGAGGGCCAGAGCUCGGAGUUCAACCUGACGACAUCGAGGCUCCGGAGAUUGAGCACGAGCCAAAGCAAGAAGUUCUUGAGAACAAGAAUGUCGUAAUUCAACGGGUGCACAUAGAUGGGCUCGGAAGAACCAAGGAGGACCUGCUGACUUAUGAAAUCGCAGAAGUUUUCCGGGCAAAGAACUUGAUUGAUGUGAUGCGAAAGUCCCACGAAGCCCGACAGAAGCUGCUGCGUCUCGGUAUCUUCAGAAAAGUAGAAGUUGUUAUCGACACUUCCCGAGGUGAAGACGCUCUUCCCAACGGCCUCGACGUGACGUUUGAAGUCACCGAGCUGAGACGGAUGACGGGCAGCUACAACACCAUGGUUGGAAACAACGAGGGAAGCAUGGUACUGGGCCUGAAGUUACCCAAUGCAUUAGGUCGGGCAGAGAAAAUGACCUUCCAGUUCUCCUACGGCACCAAAGAAACAUCCUACGGCCUGUCUUUCUUCAAACCCCAGCCAGGAAACUUUGAACGCAAUAUCUUACUCAACGUGUACAAAGUAACGGGUCAGUUUCCGUGGAGUUCUGUGAGGGAGACGGAUCGAGGGAUCUCUGGAGAAUUGAGCUUCCCUGUGUGGAAGACCAACCAAACCCUGAAGUGGGAGGGAGUGUGGAGAGAGCUGGGCUGUCUGGCUCGCACUGCCUCGUUUGCCGUCCGGGAGGAGAGCGGCCAUUCCCUCAAGUCCUCACUUUCGCACUCGAUGGUCAUCGACACCAGAAGCUCCUCCAUUCUUCCCAGGAAAGGUGGCCUGUUGAAGAUCCAUCAGGAACUUGCUGGUUACACUGGGGGAGACGCCAGCUUCCUGAAGGAGGACUUUGAGAUACAGCUCAACAAAACUCUCUUCUGGGACUCGGUCCUUUCUGCCUCAUUGUGGGGCGGUGUGCUCCUACCCAUUGGUGACAAGCCAACAAGCAUAGCAGACAGGUUCUAUCUAGGUGGCCCCACCAGCAUCAGGGGAUUCAGUAUGUACAGUAUGGGCCCACAGAGUGAAGAUAUGGCAGGCGACUACCUGGGAGGAGAGGGCUACUGGGCUGGAGGCCUCCACCUCUACACCCCUCUACCCUUCAGACCAGGCAGGGGGGGCUUUGGUGACCUCUUCAGAACACACUUCUUCCUCAACGCCGGAAACCUUUGUAACCUCAACUAUGGUGAGGGGCCACAAGCACAUUUGAAGAAACUUGCAGAAUGCAUCCGUUGGUCAUACGGACUCGGCAUUGUGCUGCGUUUGGGGAACAUUGCCAGACUGGAGCUGAAUUACUGCAUUCCCAUGGGAGUCCAGAGUGGAGACAGGAUAUGUGACGGGGUCCAGUUUGGAGCAGGAAUCCGGUUCCUGUGAAACCACAGUUCUUGGAUCUGGAACUUCCUUGUGUUUCAAUUUAAUUUUAUGCCAGAAACAUUUUAUUGGAUGAGGAAAUUGCUUGUACAGAAUCGUUGCAACUCAUUAGUUCGGUAAAAGUGUUUGCACUGGCUGUCCAUUAUGAUGUAUCCUUUUUUAUCAUUUAUUGUCAGAAGUCAAAUAAAGGGCUCUUAGUCCGAUUUUA